Kickxella alabastrina is the source of this 1341-nucleotide messenger RNA. RefSeq lists its product as uncharacterized. The coding region runs from base 1 to 1341 and encodes 446 amino acids. The record is from RefSeq and is a predicted model, not a curated record. The transcript is spliced from 9 exons. NCBI's taxonomy places the organism in Eukaryota, Fungi, Kickxellomycota, Kickxellomycetes, Kickxellales, Kickxellaceae.
AUGUCUCAUUUUAAUUCGCCCAGUCCAAGCGUAUCUGACCUCAACACCAAGUCCGAGCAGCGCAUCCGCCACACCAGCGAGACUGACGCAACCAUCCGCAGCCGCUGGGCUACUGAGGCGUAUGCCCAGGGACUCACUAAAAGGAAGUUGACUACGUUUUUGCCGACUGGCAUACUACGCCUCCCUCCACAUGCCCGACUCUGGAUAUUCCUGAGUGCUGUUGAGCAAGUGUGGAUUUCGGACACCUUGAUUGACGAUGAGACAGAGCAGGCGCUCAGAAUUCUGGAGAGCGGGCCCGAGGACUGGCAUCCCGGGAGUGAGGGCGUGGUGCGCAAUCUCAUUCAUCCGUCGCUGUUUCCGCUGAUAUACGGGCGAUCAGCUUUGUAUCCAAAGGAUCUUGAGCAGUGGGGAGUAGAGGUCAAUCGUGCGUAUAAGGAAAGUGCGUCGGAUGAUGAAGAUGCUGAAGACACCUUUUACACGCCUCUUCCAAGCGUACAUCGUGCUUCCAAAAAGUUCUGCUGGUUGCCUUCCGAGUUCCAGGUCCACCAGGACGGCCAUGUCACCGUGGAAUCCUACAUCAACAACCUGCAUCCGCUAAAGUACGCGCUUUGUUCCUGUUCUCGAACAAGUUGUCACCGACUGGCGCACCGCCGCGAGCAGCGCGUUGUUCCGGCUCCAUACGCCUGGUUUGAUGAUUCCGAUGAGCCCAAGGACUACGAUGCAGAGGAUUAUGAUGAGAAAUACGAUUUGUGGCAGGAGACCAGGCCUUUUAUUGAGCCGCAGCCCGAGCCAUUCCAGUGGCCUGAUCGCAGGCGGCUUCAGGCUAUCGUCAAGAUGUCCAACAUCAUUCUGACUCCUGAGAACCCCGUCUACGAGGGCGGCGCGUGGCAUGUUGAGGCACUGGCUAACGAGCGCAUUAUCGCUACGAGCAAUUUGGCGUUCCGCGAAAUGGUUGACGAGGAGCUUGAUUAUGAACAAGGCGACGAGCGAGGACUUAACCUGGCCUAUGGCAUAUAUGAAAACGUUGAUGAUACCAGCGAUGUCCCCUUGAUUCAGGAAAUCGGUCGCGUGGAGGCAAAGAGGGGCAGAUGCGUGGUGUUUCCCAACAUGUACCAGCAUCGCGUCGAGGGAUUCCAGCUCAAGGAUCCCAAGAGAAGCGGGUGUCGCAAGAUAUUUGCUUUUUUCUUUAUUGAUCCGACCACAAGAAUUCCUUCACCGAGAUUGGAGGUCAUGAGCAUUGGCCCUUUGCGCGGGUUGCCCUUGCUGGUUAAAAAUGGAAUACUGGAAAAUGUGGAUUUCCCCAUUUCAUUGGACGAAGCAAAGAACAGAGACUCGAGUUGA